AUGAAUAAUAACAAGUUGAAAACUGCAUGGAUAGAGGAUGAUAAGUCCAGGAAGGCCUGCUAUAGAAAGAGGAAGAUAUGCUUGCUGAAGAAAUUAAAUGAGCUUACCAUUUUAUGUGACGUGUCUGCCUUUGUCAUCAUCUAUUGCCCCGAAAAGGACGAGCUGGUUGUGUGGCCUUCCCGCCCGGUGGUGCAAGAACUACUUGAAAAGUUCUUGAGGCUGCCACUAGCAGACCAAUGCAGAAAGAUGCUGGAUCAAAAGGCUUACCUCAAGGAGAGGGCAGCCAAAUUCCAGGAGCAAAUAAAGAAGGCAAAGAAAAAGAACCAUGAGAUGAAGAUGAAAGACAUCUUGCACAAAAUUCAAGAAGGUAAGCCACUGAGUGAAUUUGAAACUAGCGACCUAAUUGAUUUCGUUUUGUUUUUGGAGGAGAAGAUGCUAGAGAUCCAGGAACGGGUUGAGCUUUUGGAGCGGCAUGUUCCACAAGGUGCUGGUGACAAAGAGAAGGGGAAGGAGAUUGAGAACAAUGCUGCAAAUAUCGCUCGAAAUGAGAAUAUUUUUGGAGGCAUCUGCAGCAGCAAUAAUAUGGGAAGAAAUGAAAAGAGUGGCUUUAGACUGAUGGGUGUUGAUAUUAAAGUGGGGCAUCUACUACACGAGGGCAAUAAUGGAGGCACUCAGAAUUGA
Molecule: messenger RNA, 681 nt
Organism: Prunus avium (sweet cherry)
Lineage: Eukaryota; Viridiplantae; Streptophyta; Magnoliopsida; Rosales; Rosaceae
Product: agamous-like MADS-box protein AGL80
Biological process (GO): positive regulation of transcription by RNA polymerase II
Molecular function (GO): RNA polymerase II cis-regulatory region sequence-specific DNA binding; DNA-binding transcription factor activity, RNA polymerase II-specific; protein dimerization activity
Source: RefSeq, a predicted model, not a curated record